Leptosia nina is the source of this 618-nucleotide messenger RNA. The record is from the annotation of a GenBank genome assembly. NCBI's taxonomy places the organism in Eukaryota, Metazoa, Arthropoda, Insecta, Lepidoptera, Pieridae.
AUGCCUGGCCAUUGGAUGCCAUUAAGCGUUCUAAAGAUCAUUCUAGGAGGUUCCACAAAACGAAUACCGAUUCCUACGAAGAAAAUAAAAAAGUUAGUAUUGAAAAUAACUGCUAAGACUACAACAGAAGCAACAACUACUACAGUGGCAGAAACAACAACUGAAGCUACGACAGAGCCUCCACCGCCGCCACCAGUACCAACUACGACAACAACAUCGACUACAACAACAACAACUACAACAACACCAUCACCUACAACAACUGACACAACAACAACACCUACAACAACCACAACACCGACUACAACCACAACACCGACUACAACCACAACACCGACUACAACCACAACACCGACUACAACAACAACGCCAACUACAACAACAACGCCAACUACAACAACAACGCCAACUACAACAACAACGCCAACUACAACAACAACGCCAACUACAACAACAACGCCAACUACAACAACAACGCCAACUACAACAACAACACCAACUACAACUACAACUACGACACAACAACAACAACAACCACAACAAAACCACCAACUACAACGAAAAGGAGAGGACCGCCACGUCGAAUUAAACCUGCUACUGACGCUCACGAGAAUUUGA